Messenger RNA from Caenorhabditis elegans, 565 nucleotides. Lineage: Eukaryota; Metazoa; Nematoda; Chromadorea; Rhabditida; Rhabditidae. The record is from the annotation of a RefSeq genome assembly.
UCGUAACUCCCGCAAAAUUUUCCAGGUUCUCAUAGAAGGCAUAUCCGACGUCGAAGAGCUCAGCGACCUCGACAUAAUCCGCCCGCUCACUGCCUGCGGAGGCGACCGAUCCCUCUCCUACCUCCAGUAUGUACAUGAAAACCAGGCACGACGGAUGAGGUCUCGAAGCGAAUGGUUCUUAUCGCCGGUCUCCAACGCGAAAAAGACAUCUUCGAAAUCAGUGGACUACUUUGGACCAGUGACGAUUGAGGAAAAUCCAAAGCCGACGCCUCUGCCGAAGCCUGCUCGGGCUCCACUUCAGACAAGCUCCAAAUCCAACAUUUCCAAUGCUUCGGAUGACAGCGUUCCAACACGGAGGCGGUCGCUGAAAAUGCAGAUGAGAGCUGCGGCUUUUGCUUCGAACCCUAGCCACUCCCUUGACUAUCAGGAAGUGGGCGCCUCGAAUCCACGUCUCCGAGGUCACACGUCGGUGGAGGAUGACACGUGGCUGGCCGAAGUGGUGCCGCACGACGAAAUCCCGAAAAAGCGGCGGAGUUUGAAGAAGAAGACAUCGACUCAGUUCUGA